Molecule: messenger RNA, 1041 nt
Organism: Sugiyamaella lignohabitans
Lineage: Eukaryota; Fungi; Ascomycota; Dipodascomycetes; Dipodascales; Trichomonascaceae
Exons: 1
Coding region: 1-1041 (346 amino acids)
Molecular function (GO): FAD binding; D-amino-acid oxidase activity
Source: RefSeq, a predicted model, not a curated record
AUGAUUAUUGUUAUUGGUUCAGGAGUUGUGGGCCUCUCAACAGCCGUCGUAUUGGCUGGGAAAGGAUAUCGAGUGCUUGUUAUUGCUGACUGGUUUCCAGGUGAUCCUGAAGUCGCAAAAUAUGCAUCUCCAUGGGCCGGUGCCCAUUUCCGCCCGUUUCCCUCAUUCUCAGCUCAAGAUUUAGUGGAAAAAGGCUAUACUCGAGAGACCCUAGCUCACUUUGAGACUCUCGCUGUAGCACACCCCGAAUCUUCGAUUAAGUUCAUCCAGGGAGUGGAGUAUAUUGACUGUCCAACUAAUAAGCAUUUAAAGGGUGAAGGAUAUGAAGAUAUUCCACAUUUCAAGUGUAUCGAUCCAAAUUCCGAGGGCGUCCCCAAUGGUACAAAAUUUGCAUGCUCUUAUCGGACAUGGGUUUUGGACCCUCCAAAGUAUUUAGAAUAUCUCCAUAGAAAGCUCCAAUUUGAACAGGGAGUACGAUUUUACAGAAAGCGCUUGGGGUCAUUAAGGGAGGCAUACGAUGUAUGUCCUGGUUCAAAACUCAUUGUAAAUGCUACUGGAAAGGGUCUGCAAUGGAAUGGAGGUUAUGAUCCAGAAUGCUUCAGUAUAAGAGGGCAGACGUUAUUAGUAAGAGGACCUUACGAAUGCCCACUGGCUGGAAAAACAAUAACUCAUCAACCAUCUGAUGGUAAAUGGACUUUCGUAAUUCCCCGGCCGCUCAAUGGGGGUUAUAUCAUCGGAGGCACUAAACAAGUUAAAGAUGAAUAUCCUUCAGUCCGAGAUAUAGAUACAGAUGAUCUUAUCUCAAGAGCGAAAGUGCUGUUUCCAGAACUCUUGAUUGACGGUUCGUUUGAUAUUCAAAAGAUUAAUGUUGGAUUUCGACCUGCAAGGAAUGGAGGCUUUCGACUUGAAAAAGAGAGUUUAGGUAACUCCACUAUUAUACAUGCUUACGGUGCUGGCGGAAUGGGAUACGAGAUGUCACAUGGAAUUGCCAUGAGGAUUGCGGAAUUAAUUCAGCUAAAUGGUGUUCAAGGCAAGUUAUAA